Nasonia vitripennis (jewel wasp) is the source of this 2272-nucleotide messenger RNA. RefSeq names its product molybdenum cofactor synthesis protein cinnamon (gene cin). The coding region runs from base 261 to 2150 and encodes 629 amino acids. Lineage: Eukaryota; Metazoa; Arthropoda; Insecta; Hymenoptera; Pteromalidae. The record is from RefSeq and is a predicted model, not a curated record. Gene Ontology annotation, biological process: molybdenum incorporation into molybdenum-molybdopterin complex; postsynaptic neurotransmitter receptor diffusion trapping; Mo-molybdopterin cofactor biosynthetic process. Gene Ontology annotation, molecular function: molybdopterin molybdotransferase activity. The transcript is spliced from 11 exons. Gene Ontology annotation, cellular component: postsynaptic membrane; cytosol; dendrite.
ACUUAUUUCGUGGCGCUAAAAGUAAGUAUACUUAUGGCUCGUCCGUUGACCAUAUGAUCAACGGACGACAGUAUAAUAAGUAGUACGAAGCGUCAGUUUACAGCUUGAGCUGUAGGACGCUUUAAAUUUUAGGAUGUUUUAAAUGAAAUUCUUUCUUUUAAAAUUUGAGUUUACUUAAUUUGAAAAAUACAUUUUGUCAUAAUUUAGUCUACUGACAGUGCAUGAUGCCCGUGUCUACAAUGUAAUUUCAGUGCAGCAAGAUGUUCCCUGUAAAAUUUGGGAUUUUAACAAUAAGCGAUUCUUGCUCUGAAAACAAAAACGAUGACAGGAGUGGCCCUUUAUUGGAACGUCUGGUAACUGACAAGGAAUCUGAAAUUGGAAGAAAAUUAAAUGCUGAGAUAGAAUGCAGUGCGAUUAUUCCUGAUGACGAGCUUUUUAUUCAGGAAACUUUAAUUCGAUGGUCAGAUGAUGUAGGAGUGAAUGUUAUUUUAACUACUGGAGGAACUGGUUUCUCCAGCCGUGAUGUCACACCAGAAGCUACAAAAAAAGUCAUUAUCAAGGAAGCUCCAGGAAUCACUCAUGCUAUGUUUACUGAAAGCCUUAAAGUUACACCAAUGGCAAGUUUAUCAAGGGCUGUCUCUGGUAUUCGUGGCAAGACACUGAUUAUUAAUUUUCCGGGUUCACCAAAAGCUGUAAAAGAAUGUUUCAAUGCUGUAGCCAAUGUAAUCCCUCAUGCCGUUGACUUGAUUCUAGAUGUUAAGAAAAGUGUAAAGGAAGCACAUCAUGAUAUUCAACACAGUGAGGUAUAUCACAGCUGCCCUCACAAAAAAUCUGCUGCUUCCCUAAGCUUAGACAACGUUGCUGGUCGACUGAGAGAAUCACCUUUCCCGAUGAUAUCAAUAGAAGAGUCCCAGAAGCUUAUGAAGAACAGCGUAGUGAAAGAAAUGUCUACUGUCAAAGUAAAUAUCUGGGAUGCCUUUGGAAGAGUCUUGGCAGAAACAGUUUUUUCUCCUUGUGACUUACCACCAUUCAGAGCUUCCAUCAAGGAUGGAUAUGCAGUUAUUGCAAAAGAUGGAAAAGGAAAGCGUAUGGUUUUGGGAGGUCUGGAAGCAGGUCAUAAGCCAGGAAGUGUGAAGAUUGUAUCUGGCUCUUGUGUAAGAAUUAAUACUGGUGCAGCAGUUCCAGAUGAAGCAACAGCAGUGGUGCAAGUUGAAGAUACAAAACUGUUGGAAAAAGGAGCUGAUGGCAAAGAAGAAAAGGUCAUAGAGAUUCUAACUGAGCCCAAAGAUGGACAGGAUAUACGGCCAAUCGGAAGCGACAUAAAGAAGGGCAGUAUCGUAUUAAAAGCUGGCACGAAAAUCGGAGCAGUGGAGUUGGGAAUAUUAGCUGCUUGCGGUUGUUCACAGAUUCCCGUAACGUAUCUCCCGAAAAUUGGAGUUCUAUCAACGGGAAACGAGCUUCAAGAUGCCGGCGAAGCUCCUAAACCAGGUCACGUCUACGACAGUAACAAGAUUACGUUAAUUAUGAUGUUAAAAGAAAACGGUUACAGCGCAGUUGAUUUGGGAGUUGCAACCGAUCAAGAAAAAGUGAUGAUUGAUGCAAUUGAGAAGGCCGUAGAAGAGGUUGAUCUUAUUAUCACAACAGGUUCUGUAUCCAUGGGUGACAGAGAUAUGUUAAAACCUAUUCUGAAAGAAAUCUUCAAUGCAACCAUUCAUUUCGGUCGUGUAAAUUUGAAACCCGGUAAACCCACGACAUUCGCUACUUGCGUUCACAACGGAAAAACGAAGUACUUCUUGUGUCUUCCUGGAAAUCCGGUUUCAGCGAUGGUAACGGCGAAUCUGUUCGUUUUCCCGCUUUUAAAUCAUCUGACAAAAAACAAUGCUAAACCUGUGGUAGUCAAAGCAAAGGUGACCUCGAAAUACGUUUUGGACCCACGUCCGGAAUUCGCUCGAGUAAUUCUUGAGUGGUCAGAUGACGACGUCUAUCCCAAGGCGUAUAGCACGGGCAAUCAAAUCAGCAGCAAAUUGCUCAGCUGCAAGAAUGCAAACGCUCUACUGAUGCUGCCGGGUAAGAGCGACAGUCAGGCGGUACUAGAGGAGGGAGCCGUCGUUCCAGCGAUGCUGCUCGGAUUUAAUCAACACGUCGGCUAGUGCAAUAUGACUGACAUUCGGUACUUAUUUUCAUGAAUUGUAAUGAGAUAUUUUUGUAAACAGUUUGUUAAUGCGUCCUUUUUCUAAAGAUUGUUUAUACAAUAAAAUUAUUUUACUAUUCA